Messenger RNA from Spirometra erinaceieuropaei, 561 nucleotides. NCBI's taxonomy places the organism in Eukaryota, Metazoa, Platyhelminthes, Cestoda, Diphyllobothriidea, Diphyllobothriidae. The record is from the annotation of a GenBank genome assembly.
AUGGCGGCGGUCUCCUGUCUCUUAAGACCACUGGGGAUCGGCAUCGCCCAGCGACCGGAGUCAACAAUUCGACAUUUGGUCAUGAUACCUAAGGCCCCUCUGCCACGAGGUGAAACCACGAACGUCAUAUGCCGGAUCCAGUGUAAUUCCUGCGAAGUCAACUACAUUGAGGAGACCGGCCAACGGCUACAGACCCGUGUUGGAGAACACAUGAGGGCAGUAAGGCGAAUAGACCCUUUGUCUCUGGUGGCCGAACACUGCGUCGAUUCCGGACGCACGUUCGCCUUCCAGCAUGCCGAAAUUCUGGACCGAGCAAACGACCGCAUAGCCAGGGAAGCAAUCGAGACUUGGUACACGGGGACAACCUACAUCAACCGUUGUGUGGCUCUUCCCGCUACCUACCAAGCACUUCGGGCGCAGCUCAGUAAACAACUGAGCAGACGUUCACCCAGGCAAAACAUGAAUCCUGGCAUGAGCGAGUCCAUGGCAGAUGCACACAGCCACCCCUCAACCUGCUUCCGACGAAGGCGCAGUCGUCACCACAGCCGGUCCAUCUACUAG